Pogoniulus pusillus (Red-fronted tinkerbird) is the source of this 2555-nucleotide messenger RNA. RefSeq names its product PABPN1 like, cytoplasmic (gene PABPN1L). Gene Ontology annotation, molecular function: poly(A) binding. NCBI's taxonomy places the organism in Eukaryota, Metazoa, Chordata, Aves, Piciformes, Lybiidae. The record is from RefSeq and is a predicted model, not a curated record. Gene Ontology annotation, cellular component: nucleus. The coding region runs from base 44 to 796 and encodes 250 amino acids. The transcript is spliced from 8 exons.
GCGGGAAAUUCGCACGUGGCGCCUUCCGCGCAGGCGGCGAAGGAUGUUCGCGGGUCGGGCGAGUUCUCUCUUCCUGGACACUUCAGAGAUCUGGUGGCAGGACCAGUCGUCCAUGGCAGGGGAGGAGGCACCCUGGGACACAGCAGAGAUGGCAACUCUGCUGAAGGCUGCAGAUGAAGACUUGGACCCGAGCCACCCAAAAGGGGACAGUGCAGAGGAGCUGGCUGUGCCUGACCCAGAGCUGGAGGCUAUCAAAGCCAGAGUGAGGGAGAUGGAGAAGGAGGAUGAGAGGCUGAAGGAGUUGCAGCUGGAAGCUGAGAGCCACCUCAUCAUGAGCUCAGAGGCAGCUCUCUUCCCAAAGACAACUGAGGAGAAAAUGGAAGUUGACCAGAGAUCCAUCUAUGUGGGCAAUGUGGAUUACGGGGGCACAGCAGAAGAGCUGGAGUCUCACUUCAACAGCUGUGGGCAGAUCAAUCGGGUGACCAUCCUCUGCGACAGGUUCUCAGGACAUCCCAAAGGGUAUGCCUACAUCGAGUUCGAGGAGAAGAGCUCGGUGAAGGCUGCGGUGGAGCUGGACGAAAGCGUGUUCAGAGGCCGUGUCAUUAAGGUGCUCCCCAAGCGGACCAACAUGCCAGGCAUCAGCACCACCGACCGAGGGGGCUACCGGGGUCGUUUCCAUGCCCGGGGAGGGUUGGCUCAGCGAGGAGGCUACUACGGAGGGCAGCAGCACCCAAGGGUGCGAGGGAGGACGUACAGGGGUCGAGCAAGGUUGCUGCCCUGGUAUUUUCCAUACUAGAAAGGACUGGACUGCCCCUGAUGAUGCCAACAGGACUGAAGUAAGGAGACAGAACUGAGAAGAGUUAAAAACAUGCCAAACCAAGCAAAAAAAAGAUGUUUUUUUUUAAAUGCCAUCUGCCUGGCCAUGAGGGUUACUGAUCAGGCAGCUGCGUGCUGGGCUGUGGGAGGGAGGCAUGAAUCCAAUCCACCUGCACAGCAGCUGGAUCCCUGCCAGCAUCCCAGGAGGGGCUCACCUUGGGGGACUGAGCUUCCUUCAAGAACAGCCUCAUUCUAGAGAACAUCCUAUCCUGAGAAGGGAAGAGCUCUCCCAGACCAUCAGUCCUCAUCCCAUAGAAAAGAGCUGUGCUGGGGGGUUUUGUUUGGCUUUGAGGUGUCCAUGUGUCCUCCACCACCCCACCACAAAGGCAGACCUGCCCUGCUGAAGCCUGUGGAGCAACUUCAGCUUUGCCAGCUGUUUCUGCAAGAGCUGUGUGCUGCUUUCUCUUGUGAGAAGACUGUAAAGACCCUUCCAAAGACUUUUCUUCCAAACAAGUUCUUGGGCUGCAGCUCUAGAUAUGCCUGCUGGGGAGCUUCAGCAGCCUUAUGGGUUUCUGACCUUGCUCUUGGGAAGAGGGUGGAACCUAAGGAUGUUUUGAGUCUGGUUUAGCUCACUGCUGUUACCGUACAUCUUGGGGAAAGGGAAAGCAUCUGCUGAUGUUUCUCUGGGAGCCUCUCUGUCUUUGGGUGUCACAAAACUCUUUCCCUUUAUUGCAGAAGCCCAACCCCCCCUUGAAUCCCCUCCUGGUUUUAUUCCAAAGCUACAGGGAUCAGAGAGUGCUGCCAACGUGUUUUAUCUCUAGCAAAUUUGGUCUGAUCUUUCCCUUUCCUCCCAUCACCAUUCCCACUUUGGCUCCUCUGGGGAUGGGGUGAGCCCAGCUGAACUAGAGGGUCAGCAUUAAGGUGCACCUCAAGGGCUGGGUACUGGGAAACAAGUGCUGCCUGGAACUGCCCCUUUCUGCUGUUUGAGCCCUCAAAUUGCUCCUUUUUAAAGGAAGAACUUGAUGAUGAAGAGGGGACAGCUGCAGGCAGCAUCACUGUGUGAAGUUCUGCUCUGAAACCAGUUUUAUUAUGUAAUUCUCACACUAAUCUUUUGGGAUCCUUGGUCAGGAUUCCUCUAACUCAGCUGCAGCAGAUAUGACUGACUCCUAAAGCAGCUUUUCACAGCUCAGGAGGCAUUGCCAGGCUAAACACCUCAAUGAUACCUUUUUUUUGUCUUUUCCCUCCUUAAGAUAUCAAUUUUUUUCAAAGCUUGGGGCCUUAACUCUUCAUCCUGUGUUGCUUUUGCACUUUGCCCAGCGCGCUGCUAAGACAGCCCAGGAACUUGAGCUACCCUUAGGCUUGGAGUACUAAACUGGAUUUUUCUAGGGCAUGAAAUGUUUAAUUUAGUAGCUUUUGGAAGUUCUUGAGACUUCAUUUUCUUUUAACAACACUGACUUUUGGGGGUGGGGGGGGGUGGGGUAGUGUUUGGACUCUCUUGGAAGAGGAGAUGCUGAGCUCGUGUCUCUGGAGAGUGAAGAGCACAGAUUGUUUUAUGUGAAGAUGUUUUUGGAACAGUGUGCAGCUGUGCCUUGUUUGGAGGGCGGGGAGGGGCUGAGGGCUUUCAUCUCCCCCUCGUUUGGCAGCAUGUUGUUGUUUAACUGUAUUUAAACUCUGUUUGAGGAGGUUGUUGUAAAUGUCACUUAUUUUUAAAAUAAAUGAAUCCUGUUGUGCCAACUUCA